Molecule: messenger RNA, 6975 nt
Organism: Amoebophrya sp. A25
Lineage: Eukaryota; Dinophyceae; Syndiniales; Amoebophryaceae
Source: the annotation of a GenBank genome assembly
ACUGUCACCAAUCAGAUGCAUGUAGUUACAAUCGCAAACGUACUUAUUAUGUUUUAAGGAGAAGAAAGUCUGAGUGCUUAUAGUCUGAGUGCUCCUUUUCGUGUGUCGCGUCAGGCGCGACACUGAGAUAAAAUCACCUCAGCUGUAGCAACAGCAUUACUGAUCCUGUUUCCCUCCUUUUCACCGUGGGUGUGGGUGACGGUGAUGUCGAGAUAUCAUGCCUUAUUUACCUAUCCUUGAUGUACCUACUGACAUGAUUCGUCUUCAAGUUCAGUACAAGAAAUCAAUCCUCGUCAUACUAGUGGUCCCUAGUUGCUGCGUGAGUAUUUCUUGCCGAAGAAUGAACUGAACCUGCUUCCGGAUAAGCACGACUUGCACGACAUCACAAAAGACAACAAUUUUUCUGCUGAGCUCAAUUCUUACUCUUACAACAAAUAUCCGGUUCCGGAGUCCGAUUUUCAUUUUUCAUUCAGAGCAGCUGCAGCAAAAUGAACUCCACCGAAGGUGGAAAAGCCAGCAGGUCUGGGGUACUAGGUUGCACAAUAUGGUUAUUAUAUUUGCAGCUUGUUAUAAUUUAAUGAAGUCCUUUGAGUUUGUUAGAGCUUGAUUGAGGUUGCGUACGUGGGCUGUACAACACGAGCACACACCUAUGCAUCUAUGUAUAAUUAAAUAUAUGUGUACUUAGUUGAAAAAUUGUCUUUUUGACGAGGAGUUUCCGUUCCGGAUUGUAAUUUAUUCGUUACCUUUUAACACCGAAAAUGACGAGGCAGCAGGCGAAUGUUGUCGUACGUUCACUCUCUCAAUUUUGAAAAUGUUUUUGAAGAUGAUCGAAUAUAUUAUUCAUUGAUUUGCACAAUAACGAUCUUCUGAUAGAUGCAGCAGCCAGCACGUGCACGGCCAAGGAAGAAUGGUCCUCUGGCAUCUGUGCGGCAGCAGGAUUCUAUUUCUCUGGAGAAGAACAUGGAUGAAAAGUGCACCCGCCUGCAACCUGAUGGAGAUGCAGCUCCUCGUGCGGACGUCAGAGACCGGCCCGAAGGUGGCGUCGAUGAAGUUAAGCAACAACAGGCCACCUUCUUCGAGUAUCAUCAACAUCAACAAGUACUAUCCACUCGUAGUACUAAAGCAGGAGAUCAUGAAGGAGACCUUGUGACCUCUGUGGCAGAGUCCGCCUCUCGUAGCGUCAAGGGGACAACAUCGCCAAAUCAGAGUCCCUCUCCUGUAGUUGCUCUUGAAGCACGACCGAAACCCGGCAAGCGCGCUUCCACAUCUUCGCCUUCAGUAAAAAAUACAGGAAGUACGAUCCCGAGUACAUCAAGCGGAAAUCCUUCUACAACGAGCAGUUGUACCAGCAUUAAUAUGUCUUCUACAACGACCACCACAUUGAAAAUAACAGGAGAUACACCGGUUUGCACAACCACAACAGGAACAAACAAGAUCCUGGUCAACAGUGGCACCGAACAAGUGGUCCCGAGACAAACCUCAAAAAAUCUCAAUAGACAGGCGGAAGUGCUGACCACAAGUUCUUCACAUGCAUGUAGUAGUACGACCAAGAAAAAAGACGAGGCACCACAUGCUCAAAUACCUAGAACAAGGCAUCUCACGAAUACGCAGAAGAAAACACUCCAUCCCGAGCAGGAAGGGGUUGUGGAAGAGGUUGCCGAUCAUGAAGAAGAGACAACAAGCCCUAGAAGAGGUGCCGACGUUGUAGCAGAUGCGGAGCUGGACCGCCCUGGACGGCGUGCAGCAAACAAAGUGUUUGAGGGAGGUUCAACAACUUGCAGUUGUGGAACAUCUUCAAGAGUAUCGCCAGUGAAACACGAAGAUGAAGUAGUAGAUGAGCAUAGGAGGAAGCGCAGUACUGCAGCUGCACAAUUGUUGUUCAAGAUGAACAAAACCUUCACGUCGAGGUCGACGAGGCAUGGAGGAAAGCUGAGGGCAAGGGGAAUUUCAAAGUCUGCGGCGAGUGAUGACGAACCGGAUUCAUCAACUGACGAAAAUCAACAUUCGGCUCAACAACGCGAUCAGACGCGUCCGCUCCUCUAUAACGCAAAGGUGAAGCCGUGUCAAAUGAACAAUACAGCUGCAAGCCGUCAUACUACACCAACUACUGGUCGCAGCACAGAUCGUCCACUUGUCCUCCUCCAGCACAAGAGCUUGACCCCAGACUAUCAUGAUGCUAAUGUCGGUGGUAGUCGUUUCACUGUAAAAAUCGUCGACGCUUGGCGCGUCCGGCUCUCGUCGCGGUUUUUUGUGUGCUUAGUCUACUUUGGUGCUUUCCUUCUAGGUGCAGUUAUUUCUUGUGUCUACUUCUACAGUUCUUGGGUGCCGUUUUUGGACGAAGAGAACGGAUCUCUGGACAGUAACGCGGCACGGUCUGUAGUGCAGCGUCGAAAUGGCAACUAUCUCUACUCACUAGCAGCUUCGAAUAAGACUUCUACUUCUACAUCUACAAAAACAAAAAUAUUGCAACUUCCUAACAACUACACGUCUAGUAGGGAAAAAGAAUUGAUGCUGCUGCCGCAUGUACAUGAUGAACACGAGAUGGAAAAAAGUGACGGGUCAACUACAACAUCGAGUAAAAGAACAUACGAGACCUACGGCAUGAACGACUACAGGAAUGACGCAGAAGCAGACACAACCGGAUGGAAAGCGACAAACGAUACCGGGUUUAAGACUACAAGAAUUCCAUCAUCCCGAGCAUCUUGGUUCCGUUUUUAAAGGGGAAGCGUGACCCAAGAUGAGGCCCAAGAUGGAUUUGUGGUAGUUCUAAUGCUAAUGGCUACCAAUCAAAACUCUCGAUCGACAACAAUCGUGUGCCAAAGGUGAGCCACCUUCGAGGUUUCCGAAAUGAAACCGGUGAAUCAGGAGCAGUUGAGAUGAACCGCUUACGAGGUGUGCCUCGAUACCUGCGUCUUGAUGGAACAGUCACUUCUACAACGACCACAUCAGCGUUUUCUUCCUCUGCACUUUCUUACUUCACGAAGGGUAAUACUCCUAGUACUAGACAAAAAAAUGCGUCGACUACAUCCAUCUUCGAGAGCUCUAGCUCUAGUACACCGAAGAGGGAAAGCAGGGACGUCCGGGACCUGCCAGCGAGGUCCGCGCCACGCUUGCUCAGUAGACAUUUUCGGCAAACAAAGGACCUUCUGUCAACAACUGCCGCCAUCACGAAUGGUACUUCUGACCGCGAGGAGCGGCUACAGCACCCGCCCAUGGCCACGACCGGCGGACAAACUACAACUUGGCUGCAAGUCACGGGGCAACAGACCUUCUUGGACUGGCUCGUGCAGUUUGGUGUAGUGAAGGCGGCAGAGAUGGAGCGCACGAUGCAUCCAUUGGCUUACCUGGUAAGCGGUGGAAAGGUUUCUAACGGUGAGGGAAUUCCUGGCCUUCACGAGGGACUGCCGUACUACGGCGGGGUGUUCGCGUCAGACUUUAAGGUCGAAAAAGAAAUGUACUUAGUACUAGUAGUACCUUGUACCAUUUCUCGAGGAAGAGAGAGUAGAUAUUAAGUAGUUAUAAUACCUACAAAAUAUAAGUCCUGGAAUCGGAACAAAAGUGGAAAACGCAGAGAAACAGAGUAGAACGCUCACUCCACGCAUGACGUUGCUCACCGACUCCUUCAAGUUUCUUCAGUGGAAGGUGAACAACGUCACUGCUUUGAAGAGUCAUCUGAGAUGAAGUCGUAGCAUCAUGAGUACGGGCGUACUACUCACUGAGAGGCCACGCAUACACUACCAUAUAGUGUAUGCUAAGUAGUACUUAGAUGAAGCCAUGCAGCAGGUAUACACGACUACUACCUCUCUAGCACGCUGCUAUUAUUUCCAUACUUUUCAGGGAUGCGCCUGCUCGUCAGUAAUAUGAGCAGCGCUAAUAUUUUCCAGUCCCACAAUGAGGAUCCGACAGUUCAAAUCGUGCAACUGAUUCCAGGCGAGAAGCUUCGUCCGCAUUUGCCUCCGAACAGGUGGCUGCAAAUUGCUACUAGCAAAUUGCUGGGCCACGGAAAGUUGAGGCACCCACGAGCGAUAAUUCAUUGACUUUGUCACUAUAUCAUAGUUCUUCUUCCUAACUACUACUAUAUAUCAGUUUGUUGAUUUUUGUGUGUCCACCUAGCAGGGAUUCGAUUUUAAACAUAGAAGAAGCAUUCUCUUUCCACUUAGAAAUGUGAGCACUGGAAGUUAUCGAGGAGGGAGACAGAUGACUUGACUCUAAUAUCACGUAUACGCUCUAUUAAUUCUAGUAUUAUUUUUCGCAGUGAGGUGGACAGUGUUUAGGUAUGAUGAAACAAGCUGGUCCUAGUCGACCGCAGGUCUUGAGAGACCGAGAAAACUUGAAUUAUGGAUACCGCUAAGAAAAAGUCAGGACAUCCCAGUCUACGAGUCCACGUGCCCGCUGGUGAAAACGGACCCGGUGCACCAGUACGCUCUGGGAUGUCAAACGAAGGUGAUGCCACUCUUCAAUGGUAACGAUCAUAGCGUGAAUCAUUACGAGGAGGUAUCCCAGGAAAUUUUAUUGCACUGGCUCGCCCACUGGUUCUUCGUGAGAGAAGCUAGCAAACAUCAAGACGUGACGGCUGGAUACUACGAGGCGCGGUGCGUGGCUCGUGUCGACUCAUGGUGGCUCUCCCCGAGUGGCACACAUGUCUACUUCGUGACGGAGAAGGUUGAUCCGUUUACGCAAGAUGACGUUGCCGCUGUUAUGGACAACCGCGACACGACGACUUUUUCGACCAUCCGUGAUUGCCUCACUCAGCUCCACAACGACGCACAGAUAGCCCACGGCGAUGCGACGGUGGAAAACAUGGGAUGGGGAUGGGGACGAGGACCGGAAAACCGCGGCAAAAACAUCAAGCCGAAGGCGCGGAUUUUCAAUUUCGAGCGUGCGGGCGCCUAUCUGCGUAAGCCUUCACCUUAUGCACUGUUUGGUGACCUUAACAAGCCCGCACCUGGUCGUCGAAGUUCUGCUCGGUUUCGUCACCCGCACUUGCUGCAAAUUCCCAGUUGUACUAUCACCACUGGUCACUUCAUGUCGGGUCUUGCCGUAGAAAGGCAGGGCUUCGACAUCCCAAAGUUGCGGCAGCUAGAAACUCCGUUCGGCUUUCACAUCGACUUCCACGCCUUGACGACCAGCUUUCUAGAACGUGCGCUAAAAGCGGACGUCAGAUGGAUUUCCACUGAUCCAAUGUGCGGCUGGGACCUCAACGCAGUGGCUUUGCAGCGUGGUCUCCUGCAAGGGGUACCUCCCGACGCCAAUCCACCACCGUUGCAACCCUUCGAGUACUGCAACAGCGCGCUUGAAAACGAGGGAAAGUGCAAAAUGCCCAGUUCUGAUUUUCAGUACCCCAUCCACAAAGAAUGCAACGAGGACAAUUCUGAUCUUAUGGUAGUUCUAUUUCGUCGCCCACUGUGCCGCUCCUGCAUCGUUGGUGCGACCGUGUCGAAUAGCUUCCACCUCCUCUACCCAGUAAUAAUAAUAUUUGUUGAAGUUUUGAACACCCGGGAGGUUGUUCAUCAAUGAUAUUUUCUUGUGAUUGUGUCCGCCUAGCUAGUGGGCUCCUUUUGUCAGUUUGUUUGCUUACAGCUCAAGAACAGGGCCUGUACUUUCUUAUAUAUAAAUAAAAUUUAUAUAUCAUUUGAAAAUUUAUUAAAUCAUUUAUUUGGUUUCAUUUUCUUUUUCAUAAGAUGAACGAACUUUAACCACCACUUCUAAUCGUGCGGAUCCUCCACAGGAGUUCAAGAGUGGUGCUUUUAGUCGGAAGCAGGUCAUUUGCUACAGGGGAUACACCGUUUAAGGAUUCUACUUAUCUAACUAAGUAAGCGUUUACUGGUAUACGCACUGCAUGUAUAAGUAAUUCAGAUUCACCUUGAACUUGAAAUACAACGUUAGGUGUACAACUACAUCAAGAUCAACGUACUGAUUUUGUUUGUUGUAUUCAGAAUCCCCACCUUUGACACAGCCGCAAACGGAGGAGAACGUAGGACUUUGUGAUCAGCUACAGUGGAUAAUCAAUGGGCUUCUAUCCUCUACAUCUAUUGUGGAACGUGCUAGAUUGUAGAUCGUGAGCUCCAUCAGAUGUCGCAUGAAUGGCGACAACAAUCCUUAGAAGGAAAACAUAUUUAUUGUCGUGUUGUUCUUACACUAGUAAUGGACCAUGCCAGCAAUGGGCAAGACCAAGAGCUGGAGGAAAGUUUUGAAUUUUACCUCGCCUCUAAUAUGCGGCCCAGGCGCGGGCCCUCAUUGCCUUGCGGGAUCCACCCCAUGCGCUACAUUAUCCAGAACCCUUAUUGGAAGGUCUCUUGUACACAGCAGUGCUGCUUUCGCCAAAUUAUGGCAGAAGGACGAGUCAUUGAGUGCCAACUGUGCAGUUGGCCUAGUGGUUUAGGUGUCUGUUUGCUUUAACGACAUCUAUUGCUAUGCAUCUUCACGACGUGCUGCUAUUAAUCUUGAGUAUCCCCGCAUGAAUCUUAUCGUAUCCUCCAUCCCCAAGGAACUUACCAAAGAAGUGCCUCUGUCUCUUCUCCUGACGAGCGCGCCAGCCGGUAGCUGCCCUCAUUUUGGCAGAUUAUUGGAGCAGCAAGUAAAUAACCCUAUUAUGAUGUAUACGACGAGGGCAAAGUCUGAGCAUCAAGAAGUUCUUACCCCUCCUAACGCGAAGCGGACCCGAAUGCCAGUGAGCUGAUUAUAGAACGCCGGCCGAGCCUGGAGGAAGAGCCGCAGGCGGCAGAGCGCAGGCGAAGGGAGGCGGGGGAGGCAGAGCGCAAGCGAAAGGACGAAGAGGAGGCGCAACGCAAGGCGCGGGAGGAGGCAGAGCGCAAGCGAAGGAACGCGGAGGCGGCAGAGCGCAAGCGGAGGGAGGCGGAGGAGGCAGAGCGAAAGCGACAGGACGCCGAGGAGGCAGAGCGCAGGCGAAGAGACGAGGCGGAGCGCCAGAAGCAGGAAGCGGAACGCACCAAGGCAGCGGAGGAGGCGGAACGC